AUGGCAGCAGCUACGAUUGCCGACUUGGAUGCACCAGAGCGCAUUCCAUCGCUGCUGCAUUCCAUCGAUCCAAAUAGCAUGAUCUUCCUCCAUCGCGGUCAGACACGCUUGCAGCUUGCUAAAGCGCUCUCGACCGUAGUGUAUGCACCCCUUCCGCACUCGUCCCGCAUUUGGCUUGUGGCCAGCGAGUUCGAAGUCAUCUUGACCUUUCUUGUUUGUGCGAUCAUGCUCUACAAAAAGCGAGCCUUGGGUCAUUUCUGGAUCUUCACUAAACGCACUUCGCAGAACGGUAGCUUUGUUGUUUCCAACGCCGUCUUCACGCUCGUUCUUGGUGUGGCGAGCUACCUAUUUGCAUGGGAUUCCCUUGCCAUGAUCAUUUCCUCGUUCUCCUUUGCCAACAUUUCAACCAUGCAGUGGUGGUGCGUCAUCCCUCUACCUUGGCUUCCGUUGGUCGUGAGUGCCUACAUCAGCAUUCACGGCUUUACGGUAGGUUGCAGCCCCCGUUCACCUCUUUCUGUCAUCAACUCUCACGCGGGAACCGCCCACAAGAGGUGGUACUAUGUCCCCAUCGGAAAAAGCCCUAUUAUCCUCAAUACCUUGCUUGUCCUUCCUUGCGUGCUUUUCACGAUCAGCUCCAUCGCUCUCGUCGCCAUGUCAUGUAAUACCUUCUUCCGUGCAAAGGCAUUUGCUCAUCAUCACCUUUCGCCAGACCUGUUGCAUCAGAUGCAAGAUUCAGCUGCUGGCCAUCCCACCUCUCUUCCCAAUCCUGAUGACCUUGCUUCGGACGAGCUUGUCUGGCUCGCACGCAACGUGGCCGCGCGGUACAUGGAUGUCCAUCGAUACGUCUGCAUCAACCUGGCUAUUUUUGCAGCCGCGGCGAUUUCCAUCUUCAUACCUUGUAUCGGUUACGGCAUUCCAAACGUCGUCCAUCUCGUCGACCAUGCGUGCUCUCGCUAUCCUCAGCCAUUGCCUGCAUCGUGCAAGAGCUUUCCGCGUAAGCUUUGGUUCCUCGUGACCAAGGGGAAGCCCGUGUCGUCGCAUAGCACCACACACCUCAAUCUCGGCAGUUGGAAGAUGACCAUCCUCGCUGUGAUAUAUGUGUCUAUCCUCGUGGUCUGCGUACCUUUGUUUGGCUUUAUUCCGAUAUUCAUAAUUUGUGAUACUUUCCCUCACCGCGUCCAGACGGGAAACCUUGUUCCACCCAUCCUUCACGCCGUCCUAGCUGCGUCGAUCAUCACGAUCCUUUCGUGCACUUUCGUCGCAUUGUUUUGCUGUGUUUCGACGCUCGAUCCGCUCUUCCGCGCUGCCAUCGGUCUCAACAUGCUUCGCACACAUGUUCCCAUCGACAUUCAUGUAGAGGUCCAUCAAAGUCGAGCUGAGGAGCACGACCUGACCCUAUCGCCAACUUUCGUGUCAAAGGAUCCGACAAUGCAAGCAUCGCGCAAGACCAGCCUUAAGAUCAAGACGCUCACCACCAUGCCGUCCAACAGUACUUUAUCCAGCAUGUCAAAGCCCUCUACAUUAUCCGGAUCGUCCGAUCAAACAUUCAAGGGCUAG
This is a messenger RNA of Mycosarcoma maydis (corn smut), 1557 nucleotides long. RefSeq names its product Dik6 virulence factor. The coding region runs from base 1 to 1557 and encodes 518 amino acids. The record is from RefSeq and is a predicted model, not a curated record. NCBI's taxonomy places the organism in Eukaryota, Fungi, Basidiomycota, Ustilaginomycetes, Ustilaginales. The transcript has a single exon.